Messenger RNA from Phycodurus eques (leafy seadragon), 5893 nucleotides. Its product is annotated as leucine-rich repeat flightless-interacting protein 2-like. The coding region runs from base 477 to 5414 and encodes 1645 amino acids. Gene Ontology annotation, biological process: regulation of transcription by RNA polymerase II. The transcript has 18 exons. Gene Ontology annotation, molecular function: DNA-binding transcription factor activity, RNA polymerase II-specific; RNA polymerase II cis-regulatory region sequence-specific DNA binding. NCBI's taxonomy places the organism in Eukaryota, Metazoa, Chordata, Actinopteri, Syngnathiformes, Syngnathidae. The record is from RefSeq and is a predicted model, not a curated record.
CGUUGGCAUAUUCCCACGUCCCCUGAAGGCAGCGCGCUUGGAGUGACGACUUUGAAGUGAAGUUCGAUGGCGGAGUUCCACUUUCAACUUCGCCACUCAAGCGCUAGGAAUUAUUUUAUUGCCGUUGUUUCUAAAUAAUAGCGUAGGUUUAAGUUGUGUUCAUUGUCGGGUCGGGUGGUAAACCUCUGGAAAGGAAAGUGCCUUCUCACGUGGGGAAGAUGCGGACAUUUUAAAUGGAUAUGGUCGCGCGCGAGAGUGGAUACCGAACAACAGGAAGACGCGUGAACAACGGAUGCGUGACGUUGGCACGUUCUUGUUUUAUGUCCUCGUCUGAAGUCGACGUGUUGGGCGAUUAGUUAAGCCUUACGGAAAGUUCCUCUUUUGUUGGCGUGGGGUGGGCACGCACCGUCGGACCAAGCGCGACCCCCCGGAACCGCGUCGUGUGUGUUACGAUAAGUCCUCCCGUGGAUUCAAACAUGGGCACCCAGGGCACGGGACGGAAAAGAAACAGCAACAAGGAGAGAUCCACGGCUGAGGACGAUGCCUUAAACCUCAUAGCCAGAGAGGCAGAGGCCAGACUGGCAGCAAAGAGGGCAGCAAGGGCAGAAGCCAGAGAGAUCCGCAUGAGGGAACUUGAGAGGCAACAAAAAGAGAUCUUUCAGGUGCAGAAGAAAUAUUACGGCUUGAAUUCCAAAUCAGAUGACAGAUCAGACAGCAAAUGGGGAGAUAUUGAGCAAUGGAUGGAGGACAGUGAGCGAUACUCACGCCCCUCGCAGACACAUAUGCUUUCUGAUGACGACGAGCGGAUGUCGGUGGGAAGCCGUGGCAGCGUGAGGUCCGAUCUUGACGCCGUUUAUGGUGCAGGGGGCUCAUCCUUGCUUUCGCAUAAAUCCAAGAAAAAGAAGAAACAUAAGCACAAAGAGAAGGAUAGGAAUGGCCAUGAUGAUGAGUACAGUGUUCUAUCCAGCCGGGUAGAUGACAGGGAUUAUGUUGAGAAAGGUUCUCGAGCGGCUUCUGCAUUAACAGCGACAACUCUCACUUCCCUCGGUGGGACUUCCUCGCGAAGAGGAAGUGUAGAGACUGCCAUCACUGUAGAUGCUGAAACUGCCACAAGAGAAAUUAAGGAAAUUCAUGAACUCAAGGAUCAAAUUCAAGAUGUGGAGUCCAAGUACACACACAACCUAAAAGAAGUCAAGGAUGCGUUAACAGAAGUGGAGGAGAAGUAUCGCAAGGCCAUGGUGUCCAACGCCCAGCUGGACAAUGAAAAAAACAACCUCAUGUACCAGGUGGACACUCUCAAAGACUCACUGAUAGAACUAGAAGAACUCCUUUGUGAGUCAAGGCGGGAAUACGAGGAAAAGGUCAAGGACUUUGAACGCGAGAAACAUGCCCACAGUGUGCUUCAGUUCCAGUUUAAUGAAAUGAAAGAUACACUGAAACAAAGCGAGGAGCUUCUAAAUGAGAUCCGUCAGUUGCGUAUGAAACAGGAGGGUUUUGCUAGGGAGAUAUCUGAUCUACAAGAGACAGUGGAGUGGAAGGAUAAGAAAAUUGGGGCUUUAGAGCGACAGAAAGAAUACACAGAUGCAAUCCGAACUGAGCGAGACGAACUCAGAGAAGAGGUGGUGAAGCUCAAAGAUAUUCUCAAGAAACACGGAAUAGUACUGGGACCUGAUCUGAGCAUCAAUGGGGAUGCCGGUGAGACAGAAACAGACGUCACCACCAGUGGAGACGCCGCUCCCCAACCGACACAGGGUUCGCCGACUUCUCCACCGGAGGGGAACAACAUGCUCGGAAGGUCAGAGGAGACUCAGUUGAGAAGUAGUGGAAAGGAAGAGGUGGAUCAAGAACAACGUCGAGAAGUGUUUGAGGAAGACCAGACGAGUCACCUGAGCGCCAAUAGGCUCUCUAAUACUGAUGAGCCGUCAAGGCCCAUUAAAGAAAACGACUGUGGCCUUAGCCAGGGCUUGCAGAUUGAACUGCCAGUCACAAAAGCCAGGGAUGAAAUAGGUCUCAGUGCUAUAAUUCAUGGAAAUGCAACAAGUCCUCCUGAAACCCUUCCACGAUUCAACUCUGAUUUGGAGACAGGCACACAAAUAAAUGAUGGUGACAUUGAAGAAAAUUCUAAUGACAUUAUUGAAAAGCCAAACAAACACGAUACCAAUGAGGACAUAAAUUUGAUUAAAUUAGAACCAAUUGUACAAGCUGUCAAAGACUCAGAAUCUCGUCCCCAAGAAGAAGAUAUAGAAGAUAACGAAACAAGUUGCCAAGUAGAUGUUAAUGAGUCUGAAUCAUGUCCCGAGGAGGAAACCAAUGAGAUUGAUUUAUGUACCCAAGUGAAUAUCAAAGAUUCUGAAUCUUGUCCCCAAGAAGAUAUAAAAGAUUCUGAAUCAUGUCCCAAAGAAGAUCUAACAGAUUCUCAACCAUGUCCCAAUGUCGAGGGAGCCCAAGAUCCAGAAACCUGUCUCCAAGAUGUCAAAGAUUUUGAAUCACAUCCCCAGGAAGAAGACAUAAAAGAUCAAGAAUUAUGUUGCGAAGUGGCUGCCAAAGAUUCUGCAUCAUGCCCUCAAGAAGCUAGACAAGAUUCAAAAUCCUAUGCCCAAGUAGAUGUCAAAGAAUUUGAAUCAUGUCCUCAAGAAGAUAACCUAAAAGAUCCAGAAUCAUGUCCACAAGUAGAUGUGAAAGAUUGUGAAUUGCUUCCUCAAGAUAGCGUACAAGAUUUAGAUUUAUGUCCCCAAGUAGAUGUCAAAGAUUCAGAAUCUUGUCCCCAAGAAGAUAUAAAAGAUUCUGAAUCACAUCCCCAAGUAGAAGACAAAAAAGAUCCAGAAUCUUGUCUCCAAGUAGGGGUCAAAGAUUUUGAAUCACAUCCCCAAGACAUAAUAGCUCCAGAAUUAUGUCACCAAUUGGAAGCCAAAGAUUCUGAAUCAUGCCCUCUAGAAUAUACACAAAAUUCUAAAUCCUAUCACCAAGUAGAUGAAGUCAAAGAUUUGGAAUUGUAUCCCCAAAAACAACUAACAAAUCCAGAAUCUUAUCCCAAAGUAGAUGUGAAAGCUAAUGAAUUAUGUCCUCAAGAAGGCAUACAAAAUUUUGACUUGUGUCUCAAAGUAGAAGAUUUCAAAGAUUUGGAAUUGUAUCCCCCAAAAGACCUAAAAAAUUCUGAAUCAUAUCCCGAAGUAGAUAUGAAAGAUACUGAUUUAUGUACUCAAGAAGGCAUACAAGAUUUUGACUUGUGUCUCCAAGUAGAUGUAAAAGAUUCUGAAUCGCAUCCCCAAGAAGACAUAAAAGAUCCAGAAUCAUGUGCCCAAGAAGGCCUAAAAAAUUCUGAAUCGUGUGCCCAAGUGAAAGAUAGAAAAAAUUCUGACUCAUGUAGCCAAGAAGAAGAUAUAAACGAUUCCAAAUCAUGUCCCCAAGUACUAGUUGUCAAAGAUUCUGAACCUUGUCCGCAAGCAGUAGAUCCUGAGCCCAACACGGAAUUGCAGCAUGAAACUGCUGAGGCAAGCAGCGACGAGGCAGAAAAAAUCUUAACCAAGCCUCCUACGAGUGCUAAAAAGAAAAAAAGAAAGAGGAGAGGCAAAAAGAAAGGAGGCUUCCUUGAGGAACAAACUCAACAUAGGGACAAAAAGGAAGAAACUGUGACAAAUCAAGAAAACAUUCAGAUAGCAGGCAGAGGUGUAGCUUUAGGAAACAAUGGGUCUGCUGCAGAAUGUGGCACUGAUGGUCACACCAUUGAAUGCCUCAUAGAAUCAACUGCAGGUCAAGUAGAUGUAGCUGAACAGGUGGAACAUGCAGAAACCUCAAAUGUUCAAAAUUCCAAAGAAUCCCAGCUGGAUCAAAUGUUCAAUACGGAUGAGCAAAACAUACAAAAUUUAGGAUCUGGAAAAGUACAGAUAGAUGAACCGGAAGCAUUUAUUCAGACUUUUUCUCUCACUUUACCACUCAUUCAGACAGAAACGGAUCAAAAUACAAAUAAACGAAAACAAAGUUUGGAAUCUCUGGAAGUCCAGGAAGGAUGUAUUAAGUGUUCUGAGUCAGAGGUCGUUCACAGUGGAGUUAAUCGUAUUUUUAACUCUGAAAGUCGUGACAAAGACUCCAGUUUAGAUUACACCACUAACGUACCGAUUCCAAGCCAAGGUGACACAAGUCCAUCAGGUGUUGUCCAUAAUGAAGGUGAAAUAAGUUGUGAAACUACAAACUGUAAUAAAGACUCUGUACCCAGGUUAGAUGUCGAAAGUCAUGGUCAAAUUCCUCAUGUUGAGCCUUCUGAAUGUCAGAAUCAUGUAUCUGUGAUGUUUACCCAUGACAUUGGUGACAGCCUCCAAGACCCAGAAUGGUCACCGUCUGAGCCGACCGCUGCCGUGAAUUCUGACACCAUCAUCAAGGUUUCUGAGAACGUUCUCGAAAAGGAAACUUUUACAAACCAAGAGCAUGAGGAGCCAGAAGUAGAGAAUGUGGACAGGUCUAGAAAGGAAUGUAAAGAAUUGUUCAAUUUAGUCAAGCUGGAGAACUCCUCCUGUGACCUCGACAGGGAGCAGAUCCUCGUAGAGACUCAGCUGGAACAUGUUGCUGAAAUAGAGAAAUUGAUGCAUGAAGAUCAGGUUGUUGAAGCUGCCUCAGACACAAAGGUGCAGACAUCAGAGUCUGAGGAAGCAAGAUGUGAGGUCAGUAAUGACGAAUUAGCCCCUGCAGAGAAACCCAUGGAGCAUGAAAGCAGUCAAGGUGUCCAGAAAAAUGAAGUGAUCACUGGUCUAGGCACCUACCUACACGACAGUGGGGAAGAUUUUGAUGAUGAAGAUGAGAAAGGACAGUCCUUUGAUUUUGAUGACAUGGAUAUAGACGCAGCCAUGGAGACACAGUCUGAUGAAAAUCUGGAGCAGCGGGAAGUUGAGGCUGGUUUUGAAGAAGUCCGAUCAGAUGAACACAAUGCCGAUAUUAACAGUAAUAUUGAAAGUCCAAAAGAUAGAGAGGUGUGUACACAUGUAGCCACACCAGAAAAUCCAGAGCAGCUGCACGUUGAGGUACCUGUUGAAGAAGUCCUUUCAGGUGAACACAAUACCAUUAAUAACAGUAAUAUUGAAAACUCGCAGGAUAAAGAGGUGUGUACCCAUGUAGCCACACCAGAUAACGGGUUUAAACAUAAUUUGGUUGACGUGGAAUCCUCACCUGAACUGUUGAGAACUGUUGACGACAAAGAGCCUUCCAACACUGGAGUUGCAGAAACCACAGACAAAGACAAAAUCCCCCCUCGAGCUACGUCUUUACCGGUAGAAGAACCAUUGGAUGCCGUUGAGAAACCGAUAGACUUAAAUGCAACCCACAGCAACAGAGAGAUGCCACUCUCUGGAAAAGAUGGGAAGAAAAAUGGAAAAGAUGGGAAGAAAGGCAAAAGCAAGGGCAAGGAUGACUGCAAGAUGACUUAGGGCUUAGAUUUCUAACGCAACAUGCAGUGUUUUUCGUUUGUUUGUUUGUUUUUGUUUUUUUUCUGUUCAGGCAGGAAACCAGACAGCACUUUUUUCCUGACUUAAUUGAGAUCUAGUUUAUCAAUGGACAUGAUAAAACCUUGUUUAAGUUGUACAUGCCAAAAAAAGAGGAAUUAGAAUGCAAAUUGCAAGCUUUUUCAACAAUGGUGUUACAUAUUGCACCACUUUUUGAUGAGUGACGUUUUGGGUUCAAAAGUGAAAGUAUGUUUUCUGCUUCUCCAGACGCAGCUCCUUAAUAGCUCAUGUAGUCCACUUUGCUUUGUGUUUGUGUAAAGUGCUAGUGCGCAUAAUUGUUUGCCCAUGUGUAAUGUCACGUCAGUUUGUGUUGGUGUCUUAUUUAUGUUAUGAUAGCUAAUACUAUUGAUGAGCCUCAUGUGAAGGUGGUUUAUUUGAGUUGAAUAAAGUAACUAAUGAAUACA